Messenger RNA from Acanthosepion pharaonis, 930 nucleotides. The record is from the annotation of a GenBank genome assembly. Lineage: Eukaryota; Metazoa; Mollusca; Cephalopoda; Sepiida; Sepiidae.
AUGAACACGCAAGGGGGCAGAUAUAGUUUACCAGUUCUCUUUCUUUCUUUCUUUCUUUCUUUCUUUCUUUCUUUCUUUCUUUCUUUCUUUCUUUUUACCACAAUGACAAUAAUAUCUAUCUAUCUAUCUAUCUAUCUAUCUAUCUAUCUAUCUAUCUAUCUAUCUAGUUUUAUACGAAUGACAUUUGCUUAUUCAACCAUUGAGAUAUUUUUCUUUCUUUUUUUCUUUUUAUCCGAGUUUUUCUUUCUUUCUUUUUUCUAUCUAUUCCUGUUUUCGCCUUCUUUCUUUCUUUCUUUUUUUUCUUUCUUUCUUUCUUUCUUUCUUUCUUUCUUUCUUCCUUCCUUCCUUCCUUUCUUUCUUUCUUUCUUUCUUUGUCAGCUUUCCACCUUUCUUCUCUUUCUAUCACAGUCUCUUCUUAUCUAUUAUAAUCUGUUAAUAUUUUUCUUUCACUCACUCACUCACUCACUCACUCACUCACUCACUCACUCACUCACUAUCUAUCUAUCUAUCUAUCUAUCUCAUUCUGUUCAUAUCUAUCUAUCUAUCUAUUCUAUCUAUCUAUCUAUCUAUCUAUCUAUCUCAUUCUGUUCAUAUCUAUCUAUCUAUCUAUCUAUCUAUCUAUCUAUCUAUCUAUCUAUCUAUCUAUCUAUCUAUCUAAGGCAAUAUUUUAAUCUAUCUAUCUAUCUAUCUAUCUAUCUAUCUAUCUAUCUAUCUAUCUCAGUUUGUUAUCUAUCUAUCUAUCUAUCUAUCUAUCUAUCUAUCUAUCUAUCUAUCUAUCUAUCUAUGUAUUUCAAACUUCAAACUGUUCAUUAUCUAUCUAUCUAUCUAUAUCUAUCUAUCUAUCUAUCUGAGUUUGUUAAUGUCAUCUAUUAUCUAUCUAUCUAUCUAUCUAUCUAUCUAUCUAUCUAUCUAUCUAUCUAUCUUAUCUAA